CGGACCGCCCCCUUCCUCCCUCGGCCGGCGUGCUGUGAAGGAGAGUGUGAGCCAGCGCGGCCGGCGGGCGAGCUCCAGGAGUGCGAGAGGCGGGGCGGCGCGGCGGGCCGGGCUGGGUGUCGCGUGUGCGUGCGGGGGCGCGAGCGAGUGCUCAUCGCGACCCGCCAGCGGCCCCGCGCCGACAACCCGGCGGGCGGUCGGGCGAGCGAGCGGCCAGGCGAGGAGCAGCGGGCGCGAGCCGCAGAGGGGAGCGGAGUCCGCGCGCGCGCACGCACGCACGCACGCGGGGGGCGGGGGCAGGCGCGCGCCCGCCUGUCGCGACAGUCGGGGCCGAGGCACAGGGGGAGGUGGCCUGUCGCGGGUCGCCCGGCUCCCGGAGGCGAGGGGGGCGCGGGCGGAUGGCGGAGGGCGCCCAGCCGCAGCAGCCGCCUCAGCUCGGGCCCGGCGCCGCCGCCCGGGGCAUGAAGCGGGAGUCCGAGCUGGAGCUGCCGGUGCCCGGAGCGGGAGGAGACGGAGCUGAUCCCGGCCUGAGCAAGCGGCCGCGCACUGAGGAGGCGGCGGCCGACGGUGGCGGCGGGAUGCAGAACGAGCCUCUGACUCCAGGCUAUCAUGGAUUCCCAGCGCGGGACAGCCAGGGUAACCAGGAGCCGACAACAACUCCUGACGCAAUGGUUCAGCCUUUUACUACCAUCCCAUUUCCACCACCUCCGCAGAAUGGAAUUCCCACAGAGUAUGGGGUGCCACACACUCAAGACUAUGCCGGCCAGACCGGUGAGCAUAACCUGACACUCUACGGAAGUACGCAAGCCCACGGGGAGCAGAGCAGCAACUCACCCAGCACACAAAAUGGAUCUCUUACGCAGACAGAAGGUGGAGCGCAGACAGACGGCCAGCAGUCACAGACACAAAGUAGUGAAAAUUCAGAGAGUAAAUCUACCCCGAAACGGCUGCAUGUCUCUAAUAUUCCUUUCCGCUUCCGGGACCCUGACCUCCGGCAGAUGUUUGGGCAGUUUGGCAAAAUCCUAGAUGUAGAAAUAAUCUUUAAUGAACGUGGCUCUAAGGGAUUCGGGUUCGUAACUUUCGAGAAUAGUGCUGAUGCAGACAGGGCCAGGGAGAAAUUACACGGCACCGUGGUAGAGGGCCGUAAAAUCGAGGUGAAUAAUGCUACAGCACGUGUAAUGACCAAUAAGAAGAUGGUCACACCUUAUGCAAAUGGUUGGAAAUUAAGCCCAGUAGUUGGAGCUGUAUAUGGUCCGGAGUUAUAUGCAGCAUCCAGUUUUCAAGCAGAUGUGUCCCUAGGCAAUGAUGCAGCAGUGCCCCUAUCAGGAAGAGGGGGUAUCAACACUUACAUUCCUUUAAUCAUUCCUGGCUUCCCUUACCCUACUGCAGCCACCACAGCAGCCGCUUUCAGAGGAGCCCAUUUGAGGGGCAGAGGGCGGACGGUAUAUGGUGCAGUCCGAGCGGUACCUCCAACAGCCAUCCCCGCCUAUCCAGGUGUGGUUUACCAGGACGGAUUUUACGGUGCUGACCUCUAUGGUGGAUAUGCAGCCUACAGAUAUGCACAGCCUGCUACUGCAACCGCAGCCACCGCUGCUGCAGCCGCUGCAGCCGCUUACAGCGACGGUUAUGGCAGGGUGUACACAGCCGACCCCUACCACGCCCUUGCCCCUGCCGCUAGCUAUGGAGUUGGCGCUGUGGCGAGUUUAUACCGAGGUGGCUACAGCCGAUUUGCCCCCUACUGAAGUGACGUGAGACCCCUGCAAAUGGGACAGCCCCCCAGUUCAUGAGGCCUGGCUAUUGCAAUAUUUACUAGUAGAGGAACUCUAUAGCAAGAUGAAGAGGAAAAACAAACAAACAAAAAAAAACACAAAAAAAGAAAGAAUACUUUUUUAUACCUCACUAUGUUCUUUGAAUAUGUAUUUUUCCUUUAAAUUUCUGCCUUUAAUUCUUUUGUUCCAAAGAUUGUGCAUUUUUUUCUUUUUUUUUUUUUAAACUGUGGUAAAAAAAAAAAAAAAUAAUGCAUUUCCAUGUCUGUAUGUCCGUGCUUAGCUUAUUCUAUCAAUCACGGAAGAGGCAGUCAAGGAGGAAGGAGAGACAUUAGGAGCCGAUAAAUGCAUCUGAUCAGAAAUCAGCAGACAGAAUUACCAAAGUGUAUCUGGUGCUGAAUGGCUGGGGGACAAGCAGAAGUGGAAGAGAUCUUUCUGCAACAGGAUAUUCUUCUAGUCUUCUGAGUUUCUGGUCUUUGACAGGCAAUUCUGGUUGGCUGUGGCUGGAAUCCACAUGCUGAUAGAUAGGAAUUUGUGCUUAUAAAGCAGGAGAAUUAAAAAGACGCUUUCCUCUCCUCUUCCCUCCUGUCUUCUCCAUUCUUUUUACAAUCAUCUUACACGCACAGCCUGAGACAGUUGGCAUAGUUUUUGGAAUUAUAGUAUUGAUAUUUCCAAACGUGCUCUCAGACUGUGGAUAAUAAACACCUCAUUAGGAAACCGAUCUCAGAAUGAACUGUGGAGUGUGAAAAAGAUCAUUUCUUUUGUUCCUGUAACCUAGCAUUCCUUCUAGGCUUCUUCUCCUUUAAUUGAACCACAGCUUAGCUCAUGUAUUCUUUUAUUAACACCCUGCUCUCAUGUCGAUAAGAUUCAGGAAUUUAGGACCCAGGGACAGAAAAACGAAUAAGCCAGUGGCCAGAUUUCCCCCAGAUGUCUUGAGGAUUAGAAGUACAAAUUGUUCACAGCCAUUAAAGAGGGCGAGGAAGAGAAAAGGAAUAUUAGAAGAUCUGGUAUUUCUUACUUUUUUCUUGCCUCAGAAAGUACAAAGUUUAAAAAAUAGAAUAAAGAAUCUGCUGGGGAAAGAUAGAGUACCAGGUCCUAGGUCAGUAGUCCCUGGAAGUUUUGGUGAUGAGGACAUGGAAGGGCAGGCAGAGGCACUUUGUACUUGCUCCAAAGCCAUAGGAAUUUUCAUCUUCCAGAGCCUUUAUGAGUCACUUCUCUAUCCACAGUCCUGAGCCUGUGGCUAUCCCGCUGAGCUUCUCACUGUCCUCCAAAACAGCCAGCUGAGCACCCGGACCACUUUGUGUACAUUAACACUACAGGACAUAAAAUGCAGAGGCCCUGAGAUUGCUGCCUUCCCAUAUUGGAAGGAGGGUCUGAAAUGGCAAGGGUCUUCUAUAUCGCCAGAAAGAGUCACGCAGUGAGUCACUGCCAUUGCCAUCUGGCUGUAAUUUUCUAUGUUAUCAAGGUAGGAGAGAGUGUUUCUCUUCUAGCUGUUAGAUAGAACUGAUAAAAGCAAGUGUCCUACAGCAUUUCCCAGAUGAAGGCAUUAGGAAAUAGAAAAGCAUGGUCUUUUUGGCUCCCUGGUCUAUUCACAUUGGUACUAGGGUGACCUUUCACCCAAGGGACAGCUGCUAAAGGGAGUAAUUCAGAGACAUGGAGCUUCUGGUUUGUUAUGGGUUUGUUUUGGGUUUGUUUUUAACUCCUGCCUCCACACACGUUCUUGACUGAUAACUGACUCAUGUCCCUGAGUUAAAAUGACUGACCUAUGACAGCAUCAAGCAUUCUUUGUAAGCAGAGUGAUAUAUCUGAGAGGGCGUUGACCUGUCAUGUAGAAUACAUAUCCUUUCCCCCUUCAGAAUCCUGUCUCGCCUCAUAACUGGGAGAGAGGCUGUGCCUGAAACUAGGGGCGAUGUCAAGGAAGCUAGAGGCCUCGAUGCAAUUAUUGCUGAUUCUGGGGAGGAAGACAGAGAAUAAGGGGACUCCAACUGCCCAGUCCAUUGGCCAUUUUUAAGGGUCCCCCCACCCCAAGCCAAAGUUUGGUUUGUUGCUGUUAAGACAAUUUUUGUUGUAUGUAUAUAAAUAUUUUAGUUAGAGGAGCGGGGAAUGGGAUGCGGGCUUUCACAGUUCUAGGGAAUGGGGGCAGGGAGGAUUUUGCUUUUGCUUUUGCUUUGAGGGAGAACUUUAGCUGACUAAAAAAACGGAAGUUUGGGGUCAUGAUCACAAAGGGGCCAUUCCCAAAAGAUGGCAAGCCACGUACUCAGUGGAGACUAGGCCAAAUUCUAAAUGGUUGUAUCCAUAGCAGGGGAGAAUAGGAGAAUGAGUUUACGAGUUUUUCUCUUCUUUUUUCCUAGAAAGAGGUAAGGAUAAUGGGAAAGGUAGAGAAGGCAUCUCCCACAGACCUUUUAAGAGAGGCAGAAUCUUGAGCUUGAGGCACCUUGAGUGCAUCUCAGUUCAGCUGGUUCUGGCUGAGGCCUCCAAAGGCAAGCUCUGUGCUUCCCAGUGGUUUCUGCUGCAUUUCCAGGGAUGGUGUUUAACACCGCUUCCUCCAGCUCUCUUUUCUAAGAAAGAAUAAAUGGAGUUCUGCUUUUUAUGAAAGGGUCUUUGGUUUUCAGUGUCAACACUGAGAAUUGGGGCUCUUACAAGCAUCUAGAUUUCACAGUAUCAACCUCCCCGUCACCUUUUGAACUUUGAGACUCCAUACAGUCAACUUCACCAGAGGCAGGUUGCUUGAAGCAGCACUGCUUGUCUGUUUCUGACUCUGGUUCUCACCGUAUUAAGAAAGAGAGUCAGAGGAGUCUGGCAUUUCGUGAGUUUGUUAGAGGAUGCUGGCUGAUAAUUCCAGAAAACUCACUGAUGCUAAAUCACAGUACAUGCAUGAUUCUUUUUCAUGGCCUGUACUUUCUGUGCUCUUGGAAGCUGGGCUCCUUAAAGGAGGCCUCUAGUGAACACCUUUAUCUCCAUGUCGCUCUUCGAGCCCAGAGAGCUGCCCAUAGGCAUUUUCCAGAAUUCCUUGUGUCACUUAGUUCAAUUUCCAUUAACUCAGAUCAGCCAUUGUGAUUCACCGUUUGUCAGGCUCUCGGGUUUAACAAAACCUACUAUCACCAUCAUCCUCCAACAGCCACAGUCUGAAUUGGGCCAACAUUUUUUUUUCUUUGAGAAAUGGACUGGGGCACAACUGUUAGUCUGAGGGGAGCUAGUGGAAAUCUAGACAAUAGAAGUCAUCGAUAGCAGCUUUUCCUCAAAUGUGUGACUCCUCAGGGGCUGAACUGCUCUUAGCUUAGAAUUCUGCUUUACUAGAGAUCUAGCAGAUAAGUGGGUUAAUCACUACCACCCUGUAACUAGUUAUAUAGCUUCCAGACAUGAGGGAGACACCAAACAGGGAUGGAAGCAACCCCAAGGAUAUGCAAGAAGGGCAUGAUGAACCCCCUUCCCUCUGGCAGGAGAACAAGGCCAACCAAGGGACAGACUGGAAAGCACUUAGAUGUUUAAGGAGGGGAACGGGGAAACUGACGGGUCCUCCCCUUUUGCUAAGUUCAGCCAGUUCUCUGCUGCUUGCAAUCCCCUAGCACAGUAACAUUUGCAGAAUUGCAGAUUUUUCCCCCAGAUACUAGGAGGAAAGGGACUUUGGGGGGUGGGGAAGGGGUCGUGGUGUUUUAAAAGCAUAAGUUACCUGUUUGCACUGUUUUAAGAUAGGAAAAAAAUAGUGGGCAAGGUGAACGUCGGACGUAAAUUUGUGUGUUUUUAUUUUGUCAUGCUCUUGAAAAUGUUUGACCAUUUGUAGUAUACACAGUGAAACUUGAUUCUCCCUGUUGCAUAAAACACUAUAUUUUUUUGGAAAUGUUACUGUCCAAAAGCCUCUUCCCUCCCUUUCCUUUUCCUGUGUACUUCCUUCAUACUUGCUUUACUGAUCAGCCAGGCAAUAGCCAUCCAAGAGCUAGAGCAUGAAACAGGGCCCCUUCCAAGUAGGCUCUGGGUGUCCUAAGCCAGUGUGUGCCCUCUGGUUUAGUGAGUGUAACAGAGUCCCUGGCACCUUUCUUUGCAAAUAAGGCUUACAGACCAGACCGCAGCAAGUUAUCAAAUUCCUCAAUCAGAUGCACUAGGAGUGAGGAGCCCAGGGAUGGAGGGGGUUCCUGAAGUAUUGCAGUUGGCUGUAGUAGCUGAGUUCUUUUCCAUGUUACCGAAACUGUAGCCAGUUACAGUUUACUCAGGAAAACGGUAGAUCAAUUCAGCCAUGGUAGUGCUGGUUGGCAGAGAUUGGUAACGGAGAGAACUGCUCAUCAGCCAAAACUCAAGCCUUGCCUUUUAGGAGGCCACCAGCAGAGGGACUUGGUCCUCCUUGUCUGGUACUUGUGUACAUGCCGGUGACCUGAGGACUCCACUCACACUGGCGAGCAAAAAGGGAACGGUGAUUCUCUUUUCUCUCCCCACCCCCUGCCCUUUGUUACCAACACCAGUUUCCCAGGGGGUACAUGAGUUUUUGAAUUUUUAAAAAAUAUGUUUUGGUUUGGUUUUUCCGGGGACUGAUAAGUGCUUUAAGCAAUGUCCAUACCCCGUCAAGACUCCCAGCUUAGUCAUUUUCUUGUAUUUUUCUGUUCACAGUAUUUGUGUGUGUGCUUGUUUUGGCAGCUCAUUUUGGCUGUAUUAUAUAUCGAGUGAUGAAUUGAUUCUCUUUUUUCCCUAAGGGAUAUGAAUUGUUUUUCUUGUGUUAUAUUCUGCUUGUGAAUAGCUGGAGCAAACCUGGGGCUGACACACGUAAGCUAGGGCUGCAAAGCGAGAAGAGAGCUGGUGGAGUGUACUUGUCCCUGACAGGCUGACCUACCUGAGUCUCUGAGCUUUCCAGUCCAAAUCUUUGCAAGGCUCAAAAUGCCACAGAACCUCUCCUCUUCUCCCCACUCCCCAUGGCAGGGACCGGACCAUCCCUACAUGCAACAUGCUGUUCCUCCAGCCCCUCCCAUUGCCAUGGCAAAACAGGUACCUUUGGGGCAUGGGGGCAUUACAUGGGAUGCUUAUGUAAUCGACCACCUAGCCUUCUCUCUCCCCUCCCGUCCUCCCCCAGAAUCACUUCCUAGGACACCCGAGCUGCUUGCCCAGGGUCCUGUUUCCCUGCUAACUCCAGAGAAGCAUCCCAGGGCUUUGUGACAGUCUCUAAUUCCCUUCCCUUCUCGUUAAGAAUCAUAUUGUAUAGUAGCUUUCAGACCAUACAGUAUUCAUUGGGUUACUCCUAUUAUUAUCAAGUAGCUGGAAUUGUGAAGGUCGGAGUAGUUAGAUCUUUAGCUUUUAUUCCUUAUUUUUUUGUAUUACUCUCCAUGUGUAUAAAUUAUUGAUCAUGUUGCUGGCUUUUAUAAACUCUAAGCGAAGGAGGAGCCCUGCCUCUGCCUUUGCACAUGGUAAUGAAGCACUGUUUUUAAAUAAAAGAGAGAAACACCA
Symphalangus syndactylus (siamang) is the source of this 7193-nucleotide messenger RNA. It is a transcript of the gene RBFOX2, whose product is annotated as RNA binding fox-1 homolog 2. NCBI's taxonomy places the organism in Eukaryota, Metazoa, Chordata, Mammalia, Primates, Hylobatidae. Gene Ontology annotation, molecular function: mRNA binding. Gene Ontology annotation, biological process: nervous system development; regulation of alternative mRNA splicing, via spliceosome. The record is from RefSeq and is a predicted model, not a curated record. Gene Ontology annotation, cellular component: cytoplasm; nucleus.